CUAGAGCCUUCGUCGCAGAGACCUUGCGGGCCAUCGCCAUUGCAGAGAGAGAGAGAGAGAGAGAGAGAGAGAGCCGCCGCACCCAGAAUUCGCCGACGCCGCCGGAGAUUUUAUCUCGCCGCCGUUCCACACACACCGCGACGUGGACAGCCAGCACCGCUGUUAUUCUUGAACCACGGUACCGUACCGUCAUGGGCAUGUUGAUGAACAACGACGACAGCAGCAGCAGCAGGACUAGCAUGCAUCCACGGCCGCAGGUCCUUGCUUCCCUGCCCUUGCUGGUCUACGAAUACGAGGAUCAUCCCAAUGCCACAACAAGGAUGCUCAUAUAUAGCCUACCCGAGCGGAGCAUUGUCUACACGCACAACAGCAGUAGGCCCCAGAUGAUGAUGAUGGAGGGUAACUUAUCCUUCAGCACCCCUCAAGGAUGGCUGGUCAUCCUUGGACAAGCGUCAGAGGCCUCGAUCUGGCAUCCGCUCACCGGAGAGACCAUCACGCUCCCACCAAUACACGGCGACCACCGUAUCCCCGAUAGCUGCAAGUGUCUGCUCACCCGCAGCUCCGUCGCCCACCCGGACUGCGCCGUCGUGCUUCUCGACGUCAACGAUCCUCUCAUGUGGUUCUGCCGGGUGAAUGGCGGGGCCGACAGGAUGUGGGUGCAGCACGCCUACGACAUUGGCGACCACUACUUCCCCGAGGAGUUCCGCACUCCCUCCACGCCCACCAAGAAUGUUGUCGACGACGUCGCCGCGCUGGGAGGGAAGCUGUAUUUUCGCUUCACCGAAUCAGACCAAGACUUCAUGGGCGUCUUUGACUUCGAUUUCCAUGGCCAUACUCCCGCCGUGGAGUUUUACGAGUUUGAUGUCUCCGAAGAGUUCAACCUCAAGUUUCCCGAGGGCGUGUGCUCUGCCUCCAUCCACUUGGUGGAGUCCAUGGAUGAGCUUUUUGCUGUCUGCAUCUUCUAUGUCGAUUUUGAUCCCACCAACAUUAGCGCCGCUCAUAUCUUCAAGAUGGAGGAAAUCUGCGACGAGGAACCCGUGGCCUGGCACCGGGUGGAUGAUAUUGGCGACAGGGCUUUCCUCCUGACGGGCACCAACAUGUCAACUUGGUGCUCUGCAAGCACGAAUAACCUGAAAGGGAACUCCCUCUACUUUCUAGGCCACUUAGUAGCUGGCCACAGGAAUCUCUGCAUCUAUGAUAUUCAGGAGCAAUCCAUGGAGAUUGUCCAGGUUCACGACCAAGAAGAUAUGGAGAUCGUGCGCACACCGCCAUACUGGAUUAAUGUACCUCCGUGCUAGUAUUAGCCUAUUACAAUGUAAUUUGCUUAAUUAAUGUAGCUUGCUUGCUAGCUAGUGCUAUUUACUGCUGCCACUACUAUAUAGUAUAUUGAAUCAAUAAAAAUAGAGUUUGCUCGGGUUUUUGC
Zea mays is the source of this 1423-nucleotide messenger RNA. RefSeq lists its product as uncharacterized. Lineage: Eukaryota; Viridiplantae; Streptophyta; Magnoliopsida; Poales; Poaceae. The record is from RefSeq and is marked predicted. The transcript has 2 exons. Bases 192 to 1298 code for a protein of 368 amino acids.